Benincasa hispida (wax gourd) is the source of this 1733-nucleotide messenger RNA. It is a transcript of the gene POLA3, whose product is annotated as DNA primase POLA3. Gene Ontology annotation, biological process: DNA replication, synthesis of primer. The record is from RefSeq and is a predicted model, not a curated record. Lineage: Eukaryota; Viridiplantae; Streptophyta; Magnoliopsida; Cucurbitales; Cucurbitaceae.
UCUCAGCCGUUCCCGCCCUUUCUUUUCCUAAUUACAUCUCUCUCUGCUUAGUCGAAUCCCUAUAUUCCAAUUUUCCGAUCGAGCUUCAUAAUCCGUUUCAUAACCUGUUAGGUCUGAUUUUAUUCUUGGUUAAAUUUCCGUUUGCUGCCUCAAUUUUGCAGCAAUUUACAGUGCUGUGCCAAAAAUGGUUACUGCAGCGAUUGAGAAUGGCGAAAGCGAUAUGGUAAUUGAUGGUAACGAACAGAAGCCGAAGAACACUGUGUCUGAUGGCUUCGAUGCCAAUUAUCUCAAAAUUUACUACGGGAAGCUUUUUCCGUAUGCUGAUUUUUUCAAAUGGAUGUCUUAUGGAAAUGAUGGCAAGCAUCCAGGCAAUGACCAAUCCUAUUUUGGCCGAAGAGAGUUUUCAUUCACCUUGGAUAAUGAUGUUUAUCUACGAUUUCAAUCUUUUAACAGUCUGUCUGAAAUGGAAAAUUCAAUCAAAGAAAAAUGUCCAUUUAAAAUUGAUAUUGGGCCGGUAUACAGUGUGGAUCCUGCAAAGAGACAUGCAUAUGCUGGCGAUAAUGUAUUUACUCCAGUGGAGAGAGAGCUGGUUUUUGAUAUCGAUAUGACCGAUUAUGAUGAUGUUAGAUAUUGUUGCUCUGGAGCUGGUGUUUGUUUGGAUUGCUGGCCUUUAAUGACAGCUGCUAUCAAAGUGAUUGAUACUACCCUCCGAGAUGACUUUGGAUUUAACCACAUUCUAUGGGUAUUUAGUGGUCGACGUGGUGUUCAUUGUUGGGUCUGUGAUGGAAAAGCUAGAAGGUUGUCUAAUGAACAGCGAGCUGCCAUUGCUGAAUAUUUCCAUUUAUAUCAGGGUAAUGAAAAUAGUCGCAAGAAAAUUUCUCUAACGGGUCCAGUUCUUCAUCCAUUUCUCGCGAGAUCGUACAUAGAAGUUCUCAAGGAUAGCUUUGAAUCACAAUUGCUUGGUAGUCAAAAGAUUUUCUCAACCGAGGAGAGAUAUGAGAAAAUAUUAGAUAUGAUUCAUGAUGAAUCCAUUACCUCAGAGCUUCGAGGAAAGUGGCAAGAUAAUAGGCGAACGUCUAAAAACGAUGUUAACUCAGUAAGAUGGGAGAAACUGAAAAAUAUGUUGCAAUCAGGGAAAUAUAAGGCACAAGGAAUGCGUCGGCAUGUUGAAGAGAUUGUUUUCUCUUAUACCUACCCUAGGCUUGAUUUGGAGGUUACUAAACACAUGAACCAUCUGCUAAAGGCACCAUUCUGUGUUCAUCCCAAAACUGGACGUAUCUGUGUACCCAUCGACCCUGAACAUUGUGAUGAGUUUGAUCCUACUACUGUGCCAACUGUUGCCCAGCUCCUGGAAGAACUUAAUGCAGCAGACAUGGAAGUAGAUGGUGAGAUUGCCUGGGAUAGAACCUCACUUGGGGAAUCAAUUAGGUUUUUCAGAUCGGCAUUCUUACAGCCAUUACUGAAAUCAUGCAAGGAGGAAAUAGAAUCUUCGUACAAUGCUAAAGUGCAACAGUCUAAAAAUUCUCUGAGUUGGUAGGGAGCUAUAUUAUUAAGCAAACACCCUUUUUUAGCUUCUAGGAGUGUUCCACACUUUUCUAUUGUCUUAGAGGUGCAGUGUAUAUAUAAUCGAGGUUAACUUAAUUAUGUUAAAAGGUUCGCUCUGUAUAUGUGAUGUUUGGCUACUUCAUUGAUAUGAAGACGAGACUGAACAACUUGGCAGAUUAUUUUCAUUA